Onychostoma macrolepis is the source of this 1165-nucleotide messenger RNA. RefSeq names its product transmembrane protein 106A (gene tmem106a). The record is from RefSeq and is a predicted model, not a curated record. The transcript has 8 exons. The coding region runs from base 295 to 990 and encodes 231 amino acids. NCBI's taxonomy places the organism in Eukaryota, Metazoa, Chordata, Actinopteri, Cypriniformes, Cyprinidae.
AAUCAAAGAGGGAAGUAGCUGCGCACUCCAGAGUUCAUACACAAGUCUGGAAGGAAAGCUGCGCGUGCUGUCUUCCAUAACUCACGAAACAAAUGAUAACAUUAGUCUGCGGGAAAGAGUAAAUCGAGAUAUCAAACAAGAAUGUUUCGAUGAAUUCACGGUACGUUAGGAGGAAAAGUGCUUUGUGGAGAUCUGAUAAACGCAUUUAGUAACGUUAUGACACGAGAAGGAAAGUGGCAUUAAUUCGCCCAGUCUUUUGUGAUUUAAAACAGCCAAACCAGUCUGACUUUAACUAUGUCCCAGAAUAAAAAUGGAGAGAAUCGGAGGCUUUCCAAAUGGUUGGACUAUGGCAGCAUCAAUGGAGAAGGACAGACGGAUCCAUGUCCUACCUGCCAGGGCACAGGACGCAUCCCGAGAGGUCAGGAAAACCAACUUGUGGCAGUCAUUUCUUGCAGCGACCAAAGGCUGAAACCUCACCACACGAAACUGUAUGUGUUUAUAUCAGUGGGGCUUUGCCUCUUGAUCUGCUCCCUGAUCCUGUUUUUCCUCUUCCCACGGAGUAUGGAUAUAUCAUCUGUAGAACUAAAGUCAUCUAUGGUCUAUUUCACUCCAGAUGCAGUAAAAAUGGUGAUCACGCACGAAAUGAACCUUACCAACCACAAUUUUGUCAGUAUCACAGCUCAGAAUCUUAGUGUGCAAUCAUUCUUUUUCGAGACGGUGAUAGGCAGCAACAAGUUGCCCAAUGUCACCAUACUGCCUCCUCGAUCACAGAAAACGAUUAAAGUUAUAGCUGACAUUGUUAUUGAUGACUCUGGCCUUAAUAAUUACUGCAAGUCAAGUUCCCUUCAGAUUCACACCUUAUUCUUGCACUUGCAACUGACUAUCAAAGUCUCCUACCUGUCCCAUUCAGAGCAGAUGUCUACAGAUGCCUAUGAGUAUAUUGACUGUGGAGUGAAUUCAACUAUGCCUCAUCAUUUUCCUCUGCUUUGAGACAAAACCAUUGCCAAUGUAUGGCCAUGAAUGCUGAUGUUAUAAAAAUCAGAAUAGGCUGCUUUCAAAAAAUGCAAUUUUAUGUUAUAAUUUACUACAGUUCAUUUAAAUGGUUUUUGACUAUAAUGAUAGUAACAUAUGACACAAUGUAAAUAUCACUGGAACAAUGAAUGCG